Molecule: messenger RNA, 2519 nt
Organism: Hyalella azteca
Lineage: Eukaryota; Metazoa; Arthropoda; Malacostraca; Amphipoda; Hyalellidae
Exons: 13
Coding region: 82-2040 (652 amino acids)
Molecular function (GO): protein binding
Source: RefSeq, a predicted model, not a curated record
CCAGAAAAAGUUAGGUGGCUCAUCUCAAUUCUGCCAUAGAUUAGCUAUCAAUUAAUUUAGUGUCCUCAUUGAGCAGGUAAAAUGAAAUUUUUGUAUGACAAAUUCCGAGACCUUACAUCUGAAAUUGAACCCUUGCCCAUACAUGUUGUGAAUCUGCCUUUAUUGGUUAAUAAAAAUGGGAUAGCGGAGAAGUUUGAUAUUGCGCAAGACUGCAUCACCCUUAAGCGGAAGCCUGGCAAGAAUUCUGCCUCUGCCAUCAUUGUUCCCCCGAGCUGGCUUAAAAGUGAUUUUAUUUUGGAAGGUAAAGUGUUCUUUGGGAAGCGGGAAGCAUUUGUAUGGCAAUCCUUUGACUUGGACCCCUCACGACCAAGCUCGAAGCACUACAAGCCGCAUAAGCUGCCCAGUGAAGAGUUUGACUUGAGCCCUGCAUGCAAUGGACAGCCUACACUCCAUGUCCUCAAUGAUGACAUCUUGCUUCAUAUUUUUAAAUAUUUAAAUGUGUCGGAGAAACUGAUGCUUGAAGCAGUGUGUCGACGCUUCCAGUCUCUUGUUUACCGCGAGCUGGGCCAGAAAAGCUUCAUAGACUUCACUUAUGACUAUGACGACUGCGUCUGGCAAAGUGCGCACCGCAAUCUCCUCGAAUGCCGCAGCAAGUCGCCAGCUCAGCUUACACAGGACAUCAAGCUCUGCACCUACAAGAUGCUCAUCAUGAAUGCAAGCCACCUCACAACUCUGAGACUCGACGAGUAUUUCUGCAGCUUAGAUGUCAACGUAUUUGAUGCUAUAGGCCGACUUGCUGUGAAUUUGGAGGAUUUAUGCCUCUCAUUCAGGCCUCAGAGAAUUCGCCCCUACAUUCCCAUGAAGACCAUCUUCUCGCGCUGCACCAAACUCAGGACUUUGUGUUUUGAAGGCACAUUCCGUACUGGCAAAUUGCUACGAGAAUUGAAGAAAUGCAAAAGUUUGGAAGUGUUGCGGCUGGGCAGAAUGAUUGAUCUUACCAAUAACUGGGGUCUUCUAUGGCAGUUGAAAACUCCUCUUAAAGAGCUGUCAAUCCACAACAUUCAAAGUCUUUGUUCCUUGGGAUCGACUGAAAACUAUACGGACUCACCAUUCAAGUCAUGCCUCACGACAUUGCGUAUUUUUGACAAUACACAGCCAAUUAAGAAAUGGUGUCGCUGUCAAGGUGGAGGUAGAUGUGACUCUGUCAUCUAUGAAACUCUGUCAUCCAUGGCACGCUCAUGUCCUGCGCUGGCCCAACUCCAGCUUGAUUUCUCCUGUUAUAAUGUGUCCCUCAAUUUCAAGAUAUUCAAGAACUUGAAGGUGCUGCACUUUAUUGCUUCUGACGAUGAUAAUAUUGAGGUUCUUCUCAAAAGCGCUCUGCCUGACCUCGAGGAUCUUUACAUCGAGUUCUCAACAAAGAAAGUAUACGAGAUGCACACACGAAAUGAAGUCUUAGCUAUAGACUUUUCGCUGGCGCCGACGUCAGUGACGUCCCUGACGCUGCCUUCCGUCGCUUUGGACGAUAACUCCUACAAGAGCCUCCUGCGCAUGCCCAAGCUGCGGCGAGUCUUUGCCAAAAGCAAGAAAUUCUCAAUGGCUCAACUUGAACUACUCGUGGCCCACGUUCAGCUGGUCGAGAUAGGCGCCGCGAUGGUGUCCGUGGAUCUCUCCGCGGCGCAGGAGCUCGCUAAGCUACGCUGGAAGGCGCUGGCUGAUGAAAGGCGCUCUCUCCCCUCACGGAGCCUCGACAACGACGAGCCCCUCGUGCUGCAUGUCGACUACGCCCACCAUGUGGCCUUCGCAGAUCCUUUCAUCAAAAUCAAAGACCACAAACUGGAGUCGUACAUCUACGAGGUCGUCGGGUCGAGUCGCUUUGAUAUUGAUUGGCUGGACUUCGGCCGCGACCUCCUCCAGCAGAAGCGUCGCCAUAAAUGCUUGGAUAUUGACAGGGAGCUCUUGGUCUUCGAGACGUAUGAAGAUUCUGACGAUCCUGACAACAUCGCCGGGCUUUAUGAUGAACCACUCGACGAAGAUAUAUAGGACUAUUUGCUCUACGGUGGCCAUCGUGAAUACUGAGCCUGGCUUGUGCUGCAGCUCUGUUAUGCGUUGAGUGGAGCUAACUAGGCUGCUCUGCGGUGUCGUAUCGUCGCUGAGAUCUGCAUACUGAGCCUGGCUUGUGCUGCAGUUCUGUUAUGCGUUGAGUGGAGCUAACCAGGCUACCUACUCUGCGGUGUCGUAUCAUCGCUGAGAUCUGCACUAUUCUGUCACGCGAGUCAUGCUCAGGGGACUUGGCAAUCUCUGUGUCUUAACCAUAAUAAUAUGUGUUUUUUUUUGCCUCAGUGGAAAUCUCUUAACGAUAAGGUGUUGCAGGGUUUACUUAGAGAUAUGAAGUUUUGCAGCAUUGUUUAGAUGUCACGAAUGAACCAUAUUUGGCUUUUGAAUCAUUUUUGGCUUUUCCAUCUUUGUAACAUUAAAAUACACAAAAUCAAGAUUGUUUCAAAUAAAUUGAUCGCUCUACC